UUCACAGCCGAACAUGAAGUCUGCAGUUAUUGCUCUGUGCGCCAUCUUUUUGGCCGCUUUCCUGGUGGCUGGUGCGAACGCGGAUGCGGGUCGCUCCGCCUGCAAGGAUGAGGCCGAGAUUGGCAAGACCUUCACCCACCACUUCGAUGCCGCCAAGUACUGGCUGUGCGAGACCCUCGGCACUCCGGCCACCGAGGUGGACUGCCCCAAGGGACUGGCCUACAUGCACCUGCUGAAGGAGUGCAUCCCCUGGGCCAGCUACAUCUGGAAGAAGCCCGAGAUGCCACCAACUGUGGCCUAA
This is a messenger RNA of Drosophila subpulchrella, 301 nucleotides long. RefSeq lists its product as uncharacterized. Gene Ontology annotation, molecular function: chitin binding. The record is from RefSeq and is a predicted model, not a curated record. Bases 14 to 301 code for a protein of 95 amino acids. Lineage: Eukaryota; Metazoa; Arthropoda; Insecta; Diptera; Drosophilidae. The transcript has 2 exons.